Prunus armeniaca (apricot) is the source of this 1506-nucleotide messenger RNA. The record is from the annotation of a GenBank genome assembly. Lineage: Eukaryota; Viridiplantae; Streptophyta; Magnoliopsida; Rosales; Rosaceae.
AUGGGCAGCAAGUGCAACAGAAAAACAACAGGAGGGGUUUCAGUGCCUGUAGGGUUCAGAUUCCAUCCCACUGAAGAGGAACUGGUGAACCACUACUUGAGGAAGAAGAAACAGGAUAAAGAUUUUAAAGUUAACCACAUCAUCCCUGAAAUUGCUUUCUGCAAGCACGAGCCUUGGGAUUUACCUGGGCUCUUGUUCACAGAGCCAGACUCUCCAUAUCAUGAUAUGGAGUGGUUCUUCUUCAGCCUAAAGGAUUACAAAUACAGCAACAGCAAUCGCUCCAACAGGGCCACGCGGAAAGGCUACUGGAAAAUCACAGGCAAGGAACGUGUGAUCAGGGCUCGAGGGUCCAAAUUUGUCAUUGGGAGGAAGAGGACCUUGACCUUCUAUGAAGGUCGUGUGCCUAAAUCGAAGAAGACCAACUGGGUCAUGCACGAGUAUUAUCUCAUUGAAGAUGAAGCCAAUUCUAAUCCUAAGCUGGCAAAGAGGGAUUUUGUUCUCUGUCGCUUGAAGAAAAAACCAGAUAAGAAGGAUACUUCAAUCUGUGCUGAGGGUGAACCUAGCAACUGCAAUUUGUCUAAUUGUGAAGAUCAAGUUGCAGCUGUUGUGACUCCAGAGUCACAGGAUCACAGCCCCUCCACACUGCAAUCACCAGCAAGCAUAGAGCUGGGAGAUGUUCUGCAAGCCAAUGACAUUAAUGAAGAUUGUAAUGAAAUGCAAUCUCCAUAUGGAGAUAAUGAGUAUCAUGUUACUGAUAACAAUGAUAUUUCAACCUGUGAUGAAGGUGAACCGCAUGGCUUCACCAUGUCUGAUUUCGAAAAUGAAGUCGCAGAUGAUAUGUCGCGAGAGCUAUAUGCUCAGCAAGAAAGAAACUUGGAUCCAACAUAUACAGAACUGGAAGGUUUUAUGUAUAUUGAUGCCUCUGGUUUUGAAAAUCAAGCUGGAGAGCAGCAAUGUGCUCAGCCAGAAAAAAACCUGGAUCCAUGCUUUCAUCCACCUCAGCCACAUGAUUACUGCUCCUCCACACUGCAGUCACCAAUAUACACAGAACUGGGAAGUGUCCCACAUGCCAAUGUCUAUAACGAUCAAUGGCAAUCUACAUAUGAUGGCAAUGGACAAGUUAGAAACACCAUUGCUAAUUUUGAAAAUCAAACUACAUAUGAAAGGAUUUCAGAGGAAUAUCCUCAACAAGAAGAGAAUCUGGAAUUAAUCUUUCAUGCACCUCAGCUACAGGAUUACACACUGCAGCUACAGGAUUACACACUGCAGCCACUAAUGAACACAGAAGUGGGAGAUGUUUUGCAUGACAAUAACUAUAUUGAAUGCAAUGAGCUUCAAUCUCCAGAUUAUUACUACUAUGAGGAAACAGAAGAAUGUCAAAAGAGGCCUUGUGAAAUAGGCAUAGAAGGCGCAGCUGGGAUGAAUUGGAAGGUUUCUAUUCUGGAAGUGGUGCAGUCUAGGAGCUGCUACAUGACUGCUGGAAUCUCAGUCUAUGUAUUAGACUAG